GAGAAUCUUUUUAUACAUGGCUAGAAGGGCUUUGUCUUGAAAAACGUGUAUUCUAUAAACUUAUUUCAGGACUUCAUGCAAGUAUCAACUUACAUCUUUGUGCAAACUAUUUACUUGAAGAAACAUGGGGAAGACCUCGUUGGGGACCUAAUGUCAAAGAAUUCACCCAGCGUUUUGACCCUAGUGAAACAAAAAGUGAAGGACCAAGACGACUAAAAAAUUUAUAUUUCCUAUAUUUGGUGGAACUGCGUGCAUUGUCAAAGGUUGCAUCAUACUUUGAGCGUUCAGUUGUGGACCUCUAUACCGGAAAUUCACAGGAGGAUACAGAAACUAAGUCUCUCUUGUUAGAAAUCUUCCAAGAUACAAAGUCCUUUCCUAUGCAUUUUGAUGAAAAGUCCAUGUUUUCUGGAAACAAAAAGGAGGCCAUAUCUUUAAAGGAAGAAUUCAGAUUGCAUUUCAAAAACAUAUCUCGCAUAAUGGAUUGUGUUGGAUGUGAUAAAUGUCGGUUAUGGGGAAAAUUGCAGACUCAGGGUUUAGGAACUGCUUUGAAAAUCUUAUUCUCUGAAAAAGAAAUAAAGAAUCUUUCUGAGAACAAUCCAUCAAAAGGUUUUCAAUUGACACGGCAAGAAAUAGUUGCUCUUCUGAAUGCAUUUGGAAGACUUUCUACAAGUAUACGAGAGCUACAGAAUUUCAAAGUCUUACUGCAACAGAAAAGUUAACGAAGGCUUGGUACCUAUUGGUAGAAGCAGCCACCAAUUUAACACCAGGCAAAAUGAAGCCAAUCUGCAUACAAAACUGUUCUAGAAAGGCAAGAAUAUAUAUAUAUUUCCAACUUGAAUAUUUAAAAUAAAAAAGGUUAAGACAUUGGACAAAAUAUUUAUGUAUAAAAUACCUGGCUUUAAUUAUGUAAAUUAUGUUUGUUUUUAACUGUUUCACUGUUCUUACUCUCUACUACUUUUGUUUCAUUAUCAUUCAAAAGAAAUGUUGCCUCUCUUGCUUUACAUCAACAUGCAGGAACUUCAUCCAGGCUGCAUUGCUCACAUGGAAAAGAUUCUUGCAGCAUUUCCUAAAAAUACCUAGUGGAAAUGUGUUUUUUAUGUUUAUUUGGAGGAAUUGAUGAUAUGUAAGAAAAAUGCUUUCUUGCAUUUAUAUUUCAUUUGUUUGUUACAGUCUCUGUCAUGGCCAGUAAAUAUUUUAUUAAAAUAAGCCCCUUGGCAUCCAGGGGAACUAGUUAUUGGGGAAUCUCAAGUUAUUUUUGUGUUUGCCUCCUUGCCCUCUCCUCUUUUCCUUUUCCUUUUUUUCAUUUUUCUACAGCACAGCUGCUUUCUCUGUGAGGAGACAAAACUGGAUUAAAUUACUUUAUCAGUUUUUAUUCUGAGUGAAUGAUGAAAGGCUUUUCCCAUUAACUGCUACUACCUUAAAAAAAUUGGCUCAAGCUUUAGAGUCAUGGACUUUAAAUCUUCCAUUUCAAAAACCUUACAAAUUCCUCUUAUUCUGGUGCUCUUCUAUUCAAAUAAAAUAAAAUAAAAUAUUUUCACAGACAAAUGUCCAAAAGUCACUUCCAGAAUUCAACAGAGCACAUCCUAUCUAUGCAAUCUGUAAUUACACCUUUAAAAUAUAGUCUCUAAUAAAAUGUAAUAAAAUGGAUAUUCUAUACAUUUGUUCCUAAAUCUUUAACAACUAGUUAUCAGAGAACAGUUGCAGGUAAUAAACAUUUAAAUUCUUAAUCUGCAGUAGGAGGAAGUCUGCAAAUUGUGAAUGAGCACCUUAUUUAAAAACUGUUUGUAAUGUAAUAUUUGUAUUCUGUGAGGGAUGUUUGAAUGAAUGUCAGUUUAAGUACAAUAUACAGAUUUGUACAUAUUUUGCUUUGCUUUGAUAAGUAAAACAGUCUUUACAAAAUGAAUUAAAAGUGCUCUUAACAUCUUCUAAUUUAA
Molecule: messenger RNA, 1934 nt
Organism: Protobothrops mucrosquamatus (brown spotted pit viper)
Lineage: Eukaryota; Metazoa; Chordata; Lepidosauria; Squamata; Viperidae
Product: ERO1-like protein beta
Biological process (GO): protein folding in endoplasmic reticulum
Cellular component (GO): endoplasmic reticulum membrane; endoplasmic reticulum
Molecular function (GO): thiol oxidase activity; FAD binding; protein-disulfide reductase activity
Source: RefSeq, a predicted model, not a curated record